Carlito syrichta (Philippine tarsier) is the source of this 1383-nucleotide messenger RNA. RefSeq names its product RNA binding motif protein 43 (gene RBM43). The coding region runs from base 1 to 1383 and encodes 460 amino acids. Lineage: Eukaryota; Metazoa; Chordata; Mammalia; Primates; Tarsiidae. The transcript has 5 exons. The record is from RefSeq and is a predicted model, not a curated record.
AUGGAUAGCAAAACUGGUGAGAACAAAAUUGUAUUCAUCGAUGCAUCACCCAGAGAAUCCCCCAAUUCCUGCCAGGGAACCCUCCUGGCCUUUCUCCAGCCGGCUUUCAAAAAUUGCAAAACCACCGGGCAUCUGGGAGGCCGGGUUCCCCACCGAGAGGCCGGAGGCCGCAGAGCAGCCGGGUGGGCCGGAAGGGCCGCCCCCUGGUCCUACGAUGUCCCAGGGAGCGGGAACAAAAAACCGAAACCGAAACCAGCCGGCUCGGUCCCCUCCCCGGGCUUGAGCUUCCGCCGGCCGCCGAGCGCGCGUCUCGCCUCCGCCAGGGCAUCGGUUUUGGAUGUCAAGGAAUAUAAAACUUCUGAAAGAACAGUUGUAGUUGCUGGUCUUCCAGUUGGCCUUUUUAGUGAUCAGUUAUUGGCCAAAUUAGUGAGGAGUCACUUUCAAGAUAUUAAGAGUGGGGGUGGAGAUGUUGAAGAUGUGAUAUAUCCGACAAGAACCAUGGGAGUUGCAUAUGUAAUAUUCAAAGAAAUAAAAGUUGCAAAGAAUGUCAUCAGACAAAAGAAACUCCAGCUAGCAAAGAAGGUUGGAUAUGCUCAACUCACAGUCUCUUGUUUUAGUGAAAAGGUCUUCAGCUGUGUAAAAGCUUUCCUUGAUCUUUCUGUUUUUCGGAGUCAAGUUACUCUAGAAAGUCUGGUCAUGGACCUGAAAAAGAAAAUCCCAACUUUAAGCUUCAGUCCUUUGGAACCCAAUGGAAGAAUCUCUGUGGAAGGAUCGUUUCUGGCUAUCAAGAGCCUCAAAGAAUCUUUGCUAUUAAGAGCAAGUUCUCUCUUAGGACAAAACAGAACUUUUACCAGUGAGGAGAGAAAGUGGAAUAGACAAAGCCAGAAAAGGAAUCUACAGGGAAGUCACAGCUCUUCAGAGUCGCUCAGGACCUUAGAACCUGAGACUGCUAGAAGGGCAGAAAUGCUUAUGCUCGACACAGAUGUUUUUCUUUACCUGAAACAAAAGUGUCAGUUUUAUGAACGCACACUGAACAAGUACCAUGUUCUAUGUCAGGAGAGAGUGGAUGGUGAAAUCACCACAAUUUGUCUAAAAAAUGCUCAAACUGGUUUUCAGCCAAACAAUGUAAAACACGUAAAAGAGCUCAUUGAGAAAAAGUUACAGACUCUUUACUUAGAGUUUAGAAAAGAGACGUUUAUUUUGGAAGGGAAGGAAAAGAGAGAGAAAGGCAAUAUUAAAUGGGCAUGUAAAGUAUUAGGUUCGAGAUACCCUGGGGUCUUGAUUAACUUGUAUAGGACACACAUUGACAUUAUAGGAUCUUCCUCUGACACCUACCUAUUUAAAAAAGAGGUCAUGAAAUUAAUAAGGCAAAAGGUUAGUUAA